UGCAAUAAUGCGAACACUUCUGCAUCUGUUAGGCAUUGCCACUGUGUGUUUGCCUCCACUACAUUAGGGGCAUCCUGUAUUUCUUCAGAUCAUCGCGUCCAUAACAUUAUUCUCCCCCACCGCAACGCAAGAACUUGGGGUCUUGGGCAACUGCGCAGCAGGGCCUGCAGCUGCAGGGGCAUACAUACUGCUACGACUGAGCGAGCCACGAAAACCAUGAAGAAGACCGUCGUGCUGUACCCGGGCCUCUCCGUCAGCCACUUCGUCCCCAUGCUGCAGCUCGCCGACGCCCUCCUGGAGGCGGGCUAUGCCGUCACCGUGGCCCUCAUCGACCCCAGCCUGAAAGGAGACAUCGCCUUGGCCGCGGUCAUCGACCGCGUGUCCUGCUCCAAGCCGUCCGUCGUCUUCCACAAGCUGCCACGGAUCCAGGACCCUCCCACCAUUGUCCACGACGAAAAUUUCAUCGUCAGGUACUCCGAGCUCGUGGCGCGCCACCACGGUCACCUGCACGACCUCCUCGUCUCCAUGGCUCCUGGCAGCAUUCACUGCUUGAUCGUGGACAUGAUGUCCAUAGAGGUACUUGAUGUCACCGACAAGCUCGGGAUCCCAGUAUUUGCCUUCUUCCCCAUGAAUGCCUCUGUCCUCGCCGUGUCCGUUCAGCUGGUUUCAUCGACCCGUGCUGAAGGCCAGCCAGCUGGUUUCGAAGAGGAAGGAGACACGCCCCAAAUUUUCUAUGGCGUCCCACCCCUGCCGCCCUCUCACCUCUCUGAUAAGUUGCUUGGGAAUCCAGGGAGCGAGGCAAAAAAGGUACGACUGAACAUGAUGCGCAGAAUCCAAGAAACCAAAGGAAUUCUAGCGAACACGUUCGUGUCGCUCGAGGCUCGUGCGGUGAAAGGUCUUGGGGAUCCACGGUGGUUCCCCACGAUGCCUCCGCUGUACUGCGUCGGGCCAUUGGUCGCCGGGUACAGCGAGGCCACAGAAAGGCACGAGUGCCUGAAAUGGCUCGACGAGCAACCAGAUCACAGUGUUGUGUUCCUCUGCUUUGGGAGCGUAGGGACAGGCAACCACUCCGAGGCGCAGCUCAAGGAGAUCGCCGCUGGCCUCGAGAGGUCCGGCCACCGGUUCCUAUGGGUGGUGAGAGCCCCUUCCCACGAUGACCUAGAGAAACCAUCAGACCCCUGCGCUGACCCAGACCUUGAUGCCCUUCUGCCCGAGGGCUUCUUGGGGAGAACCAAUAGCCGUGGUCGCGUAGUCAAGCUAUGGGCACCUCAGGUGGAGGUGCUCCACCACCGGGCGACGGGGGCGUUCAUGACGCACUGCGGGUGGAACUCGGUGCUGGAGGGGAUCACUGCGGGCGUGCCGAUGCUCUGCUGGCCUCUGUAUGCGGAGCAGAAGAUGAACAAGGUGUUCAUGGUGGAGGAGUACGGGGUUGGCGUGGAGAUGGUGGGGUGGCAGCAGGGCCUUGUCACGGCGGAGGAGGUAGUAGAGGCCAAGGUAAGGCUUGUGAUGGAGUCCGAGAAAGGGGAGCAGCUCAGGGCACAGGUGAUGGCACACAAAGAGGCUGCAGACAUGGCGUGGAAGGAUGGUGGAUCGUCUCGCGCGGCGUUUGGCAAGUUCUUGGUGGACGUUCACGCUGGCCUGGGGCUAGCACGCCGCUGAAUUACUAGUAACAUGAUUAUGACGUUCUUACGCGCGUUACAUUAUUAUAUUACACUCCUACUCUCUUUGAAUGGAGGGAAUCAGCUAUGCAGUCCUUGAGGUUUUCUUCAUGCGUCAUGUACCUUGUUAGUUGUUUGUACAUCUUUUUCUUAAGCCCACAUCUUUUGGUAUUGCCACAAUGUAAUAAUGUUGUGUUGUUCGUAUAAUUUGGACAAGAUAUGCUUUAAAACAAGUUUGUUCCUCGUGCACCAUGCA
Panicum virgatum (switchgrass) is the source of this 1914-nucleotide messenger RNA. Its product is annotated as anthocyanidin 5,3-O-glucosyltransferase-like. Lineage: Eukaryota; Viridiplantae; Streptophyta; Magnoliopsida; Poales; Poaceae. The record is from RefSeq and is a predicted model, not a curated record. The coding region runs from base 217 to 1659 and encodes 480 amino acids. The transcript has a single exon. Gene Ontology annotation, molecular function: UDP-glycosyltransferase activity.